AUGGGAGAUACCUUGACCGCCACCAAGCUCCGGGACCACUUCAUCUUCAAGAAGGCCGACGACUUCUUUCAAGAUGAGGUCGACGGCCAGGGGACCGGAAUCUCACAGCCGAGCAGGGUGUCAUUCAGCGAGGCAGACCAGAACCUCCCCGACGGCCAGCGGAACCCGGCCUGCAACUACGGGCGCAUCUUCCGGUUCAAUGACGGUUCUCUGCUCCUCGUGCAGUUCCUGAGACCCCGAGUCUGGCGUAUCCGCUUCGACCCUCACAACAAGGAGCCGUCUCACUUUACCGACUAUAACACUCGCACACUCAUCCGAGACACCACAACAGAGCUGAUCCGCACUCUCGACAAGUGCGAGGAACUCGCCUGGGACGUCCAGAUAAUAGAGGAUGACCAGUACUACAUUUUGCAGUCCGUCGUCAAGCGCUCGCCCGUCUCUCCGCCCGAGACGGAGCUCCAGCUUUGGAUCUCGCGGAACCCGUUCCAGAUCACCGCCGUGAGGGUGCUCAAGAGUCUUGCGCCGGCCGAGGCAAGACCGAGGCCGCAGAACUGUGAGAAGGGGGUAGUCGAGGCGUUGGAGCUCCCCCUGAACGAGGGAAUCCGUCCUGCGGUGAUCUGGAAGACCAAGCCACGCGGUCUGCUUUACGGCGAGCACUCGGCCGUCCUGUGCUUGGAGAAGUCCAUUACGGCGGACUACAUGGGGUUCGGAGAGCAGGGCGGCAAGGACCUCUUCAAGAAGAAGACCUACAUGAACUAUUUCAACUUUGACAACAUGAAGUACCAAAACGUCUACGGCCAGGGCCCCUUGGACGACCGUGAGCCGCUGUACCACUCGGAGCCGUACUGGAUCGAGGUCGACGCCCAGCCCGGCUACCAGACGCAGAUCGGGACCUUCAUCGACAACUACUCGCAGAUCUGCGUCGACAUCGGCAUGAAGGACCCAACGCAGCUGCGGGUGGCCACGCGCUUCAACAGCUUCCAGGGCAUCUUCGUCGCGGGAGACAGCAUCCAGGAGGUCAUCCAGCUCUACACCUCCAUCGUCGGCAAGCCGAAGCUCAAGCCGCGCUACGUGCUCGGGUACCACCAGGGCUGCUACGGCUACGACACGCAGGAGAUGGUCAUGGACGCCGUGCGGCAGUACCGGAACUGCGGGUUCCCCCUCGACGGCAUGCACAUCGACGUCGACAUGCAGGACGACUACCGCACCUUCACCAUCAACAAGGAGCCGGGCCACUUCCCGAACCCGGAGUGGAUGUUCGGCGAGCUGCGCCGGCUCGGUGUCAAGUGCAGCACCAACAUCACGCCCUACAUCAGCAGCGUCCCCUCGGCGACGUACUCGACCCUCAACGAAGGGCUCAAGAACGAGUACUUCCUCAAGGAGGAGCGCGACCUGGACCCUUCGGCCCCGGGGGCCCACGAGCAGCGGUACCUCCAGUACAGCACCAGCAACGUCGGUUUCACAAACCCCAACACGGACAAGCCGGACUACUGGGACGGCGACGACUACAACUUUGCCGAGAACUUCAACAAGGGCGGCCCGUUCCACGGCGGCGUCUACUACGGGUGGCGGAACGGCCACCCGGGACACUACCCCAACCUGAACAACAAGGAAGUCCGAAAAUGGUGGGGGAAGCAGUACGAGUACCUCUUCGAGACGGGGCUGGACUUUGUCUGGCAGGACAUGACGAGCCCUUGCAUUGCGGAGCAGUACGGUGACAUGAAGUCCCUCCCUUUCCGCCUGCUCCUCGAUUCCGACGGCUGGUGCGGCGACCCCAGCUCGGCCGAGAAGAAGAAGGCCAUCGAGAUCUGGUCUCUGUACAGCUACAACCUGCACAAGGCCACGUACCACGGCCUCAACCACCUGCACAUGAAGGACGACAAGCAGAAGAACCCCAAGCUCGCGUGGCGCGAGAACCGGCGCAACUUCAUCAUCGGACGCGGCAGCUUCGCCGGCAGCCACCGCUACGCCGGUCUCUGGACGGGAGACAACUCGUCCACGUGGGAGUUCCUCCGCAUCUCAGUCGCCCAGGUCCUCGCCCUGGGCCUGGGCGGCGUCACCAUCUCCGGCGCCGACGUUGGCGGCUUCGAGUUCAUCGAGGCCGAGAGGAACUAUCCGAACCCGGAGUUGAUCAUCCGCUGGUACGGAGCAUACUCGCUUCUGCCGUGGUUCCGAAACCACUACACCCGCUAUCGCGAGUGGAACGAAGGCGAACGCAAGGGCACGAUGAGGAAGGACGGCAAGUGGUUCCAGGAGCCGUACGCGUACCAGCUGCACUACGAGCAGCACAAGGACCAGUUCCAAGGCCGCGAAGGCGAGAUCUACAGGGCCGUGCUGCCCACCUGCCGGUAUCUGAUCCGUCUCCGCUACUCGUUGAUGCAGCUGUUGUACGAUGCAAUGUUCGAGAACAUGAUCAACGGGCUGCCGAUUGCCAGAGCCAUGCCCAUCACCGACGCCCUCGACCGCUCUCUGUUCAGCAGCGAUAACCGCCGCUUCACAAGCUCGCAGUACAUGGUGAGAAACGACCUCUUGGUGGCCCCCUGCCUCGUGGGCGACGACAAGCGCAAGAAGAAGUCCCGCAAGGUCUAUCUGCCGUACCCCGACUCCUGGUACCCGUUGAAUCUGCGGCCCGACGACCCCCUCGGCGCCCCGCUCGGCCCCGCAGCGUCCGGCGGUCAGCGCAUCGAGUACGACUGCCGCAUCUCGGACGACGAGCGGCAGAUCCCCUUCUCGACGCCCAUGUAUGUCCGUGAAGGCGCCAUCAUCCCCAAAAUCCAGGUCAGAGACUACGUGCCGGACCCUAGCACGACGCCUCAGAACGCCAACCCCAUCACCAUCCACAUCUACCCUGGAAAGGAAGGAAAAGAGAACACGUACGACAUGUACCUUGACGACGGCAUCUCUAGGGAUAGCGCGCCCAAGACCUCGCAGCUUGAUGCCAACCCCAGCGACCCGCCUCAGUACGGCGAGGCCCACCACUUUGAAGGUCUCGCGGAUGCAAAGGCCAAAGACAAGUACACCAAGGUCCAGUUCAAGCAGACGACCACCAAGAGGCUUGCUGACAACGAGGACGGCGGCACCUACACCCGGCGACUCACGGCCAAGGCCCCCUGGCGGGAAUUCGUCACCGAGGCGCCCCAGUACAUCGGGACGGACUACAAGUUCGUCUUCUGGCACCGCGGGGCGACCAACCUCAACUCCAUCAAGGUCAACGUCGAGCGGACCAGCCUCAACUACGAGAUCAACCGGGCCGUCAAGGCGACCGUCGUCACCGUCCCCGUCGCGGACGUCCACACGGAGAGCGGCGUCGACGUCGCUCUCGAGUUCGACGGCGACUUCUAA
Colletotrichum destructivum is the source of this 3342-nucleotide messenger RNA. RefSeq names its product Putative glycoside hydrolase family 31, galactose mutarotase-like domain superfamily. The record is from RefSeq and is a predicted model, not a curated record. Gene Ontology annotation, biological process: carbohydrate metabolic process; N-glycan processing. Gene Ontology annotation, molecular function: carbohydrate binding; alpha-glucosidase activity. NCBI's taxonomy places the organism in Eukaryota, Fungi, Ascomycota, Sordariomycetes, Glomerellales, Glomerellaceae. Gene Ontology annotation, cellular component: glucosidase II complex. The coding region runs from base 1 to 3342 and encodes 1113 amino acids. The transcript is spliced from 10 exons.